Thamnophis sirtalis is the source of this 2255-nucleotide messenger RNA. Lineage: Eukaryota; Metazoa; Chordata; Lepidosauria; Squamata; Natricidae. The record is from RefSeq and is a predicted model, not a curated record.
UUUGUUUUUCAUCUUUUUAAUUGUAAUAAACUUACUAUUAAAAUAUAUAGACCAUUCUCAGACUCAGAAUGCCCAGAAGCUCCAUUUUACGAUGUUUUGCAAAUAAUACUUAUGGUAGUACUGAUCGAAUCUCAGGUCUAACUUAGGAUGCUUGUGUACUGGUAAUCUUUCAUCUAAAUGCCAAACUGUAAUGCUCACUUCUGGUCUAGUGACCAGAGACCAGAAGAAAGGAGAAGAUGGAAUGGAGAAAUCAACACUUAAAGCUUGCUUGCUAUCCCAUUUCAGGAGAAAGAUACAGCAAUGCGCUGGCUUUCCAUCUUCAACAACAUAGCUGAUCAGCUUUAUUACCCCUGUGAGCAUAUGGCCUGGGCUGCUGAUGCUGAAAUUAUCCAUGCCAACUCAAGUAGGUGGUGGACAUUCAGUACAACUCUCUGGGGCUUUUCUCUGCUGCUGGGAAUUGCACGAGCUCUCCGAAUUUUAUUACUCCUAAGAAGAAAGCAGCAUACAGAAUCCAGAACGUCUUUUCAUGAUUCGCUCCUUUUGCACCAGUUUCUUCGGCUUUCAACCACAUCCUUGAAUUUGAGGGCCAACACAUCUCAUCUACAUGGGAGAAGUCCUGAAACCCUCUCUCAGACAAGAGCCCUACAAAAAGGAUUCAACAAAGAUCUGUGUUGUCUGUCAGGAUUAUAAUUCAUCAAGCGUUUCAUGUGAUGUGAGGGAGACCAUAGUUUGUUUUGUUUUGACAACAACCAACACAAGUAAUCCUAUCAAAUGUAAUGUCAAACAAAGAUAACACUUCAAAAGUAGGACAUAUUUUAAGGUUCGCUUUAUGAUUUAUGGUUUCAUGGAUUGACUCAAACAGGUUCAGGCUUUAGUUGUAUCUGAGGUUCCACAAUUAUCCUACAGUAGAGAAACAGUUGCAAUCAUUGCUUAAAAAAAUAGCCAUAAUUUGGUGUGACAGUAUCCCAUUUGAUCAUUACAGUAGUGCACAAAUUUGACAAAAAAAAUUAAAACACUGAAAACCAUCAACUUUACAAAUAAUUAAAAGGAGAGUUACAUAGAAUGAUUACUAUGUAAUAACCACUAAAGGAGUAUCUACGUACAAAGUUGCUAUGAUUUUGUCUAAAGAGAUAGUUGCUGUGACCCUUCAACUUAAAAAUCCAUUGAAGAAGCUUCAGGCCGACGUAGUCACAUAGAGAAGUAAAGCGCAAAAUGAGCUUUUCAGACUUAAGCCACUAGAGGCAGAGAACUUCUCAAUAAAGUCAUAGCCACUUUUUACUACAAAGAAACUUUUUUUGUUCGUCAGUAAGACGGGAAAAGGAAAUAAAAAUGCCAUCCAUGUUCUAAAGUGCUUGGGUUCGUCUCAUACCAUCCAUAUAUAUCAGAAAACACUGAUAAGCAUGGCACAAAUGGUCAGUCAGAAUGCAAUUCACAAACAUUGCAAGUACAAUAAAAUUACUUAAAAGGGUUUUCUUUAUGUGUGUGUGUGAUGCAGCUGGUAGAUCUACACAAAGAGCUUAAAAGCUAAUUAAAACAAACCAUUUUCUGUCAUGGUUGCCUACUUAAUGAUGUCAUCAUCAGAUUCUGGACGAUAGUUUUCUAAGCUGGGAAGAGGGGGGGGUUAUAUUAAAGUGAAUGGCACCAUGGCUUCUGCCACGCGUGGACUGUUAAUAGUCUUCUCUUCUGGCCUCCAAACUUCCUAAUGGCUCUAGAAGGAAACCAAGGUCUCCAUGCCGUCAAAAGAACACGAGGAGGCCCCACAAUAAAACAAGACCCAGAGUACAAGACUUUCACCUAGAGACACUGUUCAUGUGCAACAAGGUGGGAGAAACCGGACUUUUCCAUUACCCACUCUCAAACAAGCACUUGUGAUGCUAGGAGACAAAUACAACGUGCAGAGUGUAAAACUGGGGAAAAGUUAACAACUUCAGCAGCUUGCAUCUCCAGUAUUUUUGUGAUCUGAAGAACAGACACAGAAGAGAGGCAGUGGACGUUCCCACAGGGAAUGACAUCCUUUGGCGAGAGAGAAGCUCCACUCAAAACAUCUCAAUCGGUUAUUAAGUUAAGAAUUUCUUCAUUUCCUUCAUUUGAACCGGAAACAACUUGGCAUCCAAUGUAAUUCUGACCUGCGUUUCCUCUUCCCACCCCCCUCCCCAGAUCCAAAAUAUCUGGAAAGGGUCUGGAAAAUUGGGCCUGCUGCUGUGUGGGCCAGUUACUGCAGCAAGGGUCUUCAGCAGGAACAAAAAUCCAGGACC